Molecule: messenger RNA, 4836 nt
Organism: Myxocyprinus asiaticus (Chinese sucker)
Lineage: Eukaryota; Metazoa; Chordata; Actinopteri; Cypriniformes; Catostomidae
Product: NPC1-like intracellular cholesterol transporter 1
Exons: 19
Coding region: 133-4212 (1359 amino acids)
Cellular component (GO): membrane
Molecular function (GO): lipid carrier activity
Source: RefSeq, a predicted model, not a curated record
CACUGUAAGCACGGAUAGAGUUAGAACGGGGAUCUCUUUGUUACCUAAAGCUCCUAACUUCCCUCUUCCCUCCUUCUCUCUACUGGAACUAACACUCCAUACUCACUGAAUAGCAAAGACUUGUGAAGAGAGAUGUAUUUCCAAAGGAUGAGCUGGACACAGUCCAUUACAUUGUUCACACUUGCUAUCUGCAUGGUCCUAACUGGUGCUCAGCAUGAACCUGGAUAUUGUUCGUUUUAUGAGGACUGCGGGCUCAACCCUGCUGUGGAGGGGGCUCUUAUUCCCCCAAGGGUACCCUGUAAAGACUACAGAAAAGCAGUGAAUGUAACAGGAGACCACUACCAACUUUUGAAAAGUGUGUGCCCAAUGUUGGCCAAUGGUGAUGGUGAAACUUUAGCCUGCUGCUCCAUUAGACAGCUCACUUCUCUACAGAGCAGCCUGACACUCUCUAAAGCCGUGCUGAUCCGCUGCCCAUCCUGUGCCGACAACUUUGCACAUCUUCACUGUGCCACCACCUGCAGUUCCAAUCAAAGUCAGUUAUUAAAAAUCACCAAAACAGCCAACAUAACACAAACCAAUGGUGUGGAUAAGGAAGCUGUGGUUGGUUAUGAGGCCUACAUAGCCACCAGCUUCUCAGAUGCAUCUUUUAGGUCCUGCAAAAAUGUACGAAUCCCAGCCACAGGAGGGUUUGCGAUUUCCACUAUGUGCGGUCGCUACGGUUCAACACUGUGUACGCCGCAACGCUGGUAUGAUUUCCAGGGUGACUCCAGCAAUGGACUGGCUCCCCUGGAUAUUAAUUUCAGGCUCUUACCAGAGGGUCAGACCGCUGGGCUUCCACCAGGAACGUUUCCGUUUGCUGGAAGGGCAUUGAAUUGUAAUGAGACCACGCCCACAGGUGGUGAAGCUUGUUCUUGUCAGGACUGUGAGCAAUCCUGCCCAGCUGUACCACAGCCAGCACCUUUACCAGAACCAUUCACAAUUGGUAAUCUAGAUGGUGUGCUUGUCAUCUGCCUUAUAGUCUUCUCUGUCAUCUUUUUGGUCUUUAUUUGUUACUUGAUGUUCAAGAGCAUUACUCAGCACCUCAAGUCGAAGGACUCCGGGAAGGGCAAGAGUGUCAAGGACCAAAAUGGAAAUGAGAUUGACCAUAAAAUCAAUCCCAAAGAUGUUACAUGCUCUGACAAAGCCAGUCUUGCUACUCAGGAAUUCCUGGGUUCACUUUUCCAGACCUGGGGAACCAUAAUGGCACGCCAUCCUCUGAAAGUGCUCCUGGUCUGCCUUGUGGUUGUGUUGGCAUUUGCAGUGGGAAUAAUUAACAUAGAACUGACCACGGAUCCUGUCCAGCUCUGGUCAGCUCCCAACAGCCGUGCAAGACGUGAGAAGGACUUCCAUGAUGCAAAUUUUGAUCCAUUUUACCGCACCAAUCAGCUGAUCCUGACUGCUCCGAACCGACCCAGUCACUACUACGACUCUUUACUCUUUGGCGAGCAGAACUUCAGUGGCAUCAUCUCUAAAGAUAUGAUCAUCGAGCUGUUGGAGCUUCAGCAGAGAAUCCAGGCAAUUGAAUUCUGGUCAGAUGAACUAAACCACACUGCAAGCCUUAAGGAUAUUUGCUAUGCCCCACUUAAUCCAGACAACCCCUCUUUAACAGACUGUGCUGUCAACAGUCUACCACAGUACUUCCAAAACAGUUUGGAAAACCUGAAUGCCAAAGCAAACAUGACCGAGCUUGGUGUGACUAAGGAGGUUGAUUGGAGAGACCACUUCAUCUACUGCGUAAACUCUCCAUUGUCAUUUAAAGACAUCACAGCUCUUGGCAUGAGUUGUAUGGCAGACUAUGGAGGCCCUGUCUUCCCCUUCCUGGCUGUGGGAGGACAUGAGGAUGAGGACUACACCACAGCUGAGGCUUUGCUCCUUACCUUCUCCCUGAACAAUUAUGCACGAUCCGACAUAAAAUUUAAGCUGGUUGAAGAAUGGGAAAGCAGAUUUCUUGAAAUUGUCCAGGAGUAUCAAAAAAACCCAAACACAAACUUCACAUUUGCCUACAUGGCUGAGAGGUCAUUGGAAGAUGAGAUUAACAGAACCACUGCAGAGGAUAUCCCCAUAUUCAUGAUCAGUUAUGCUGUCAUCUUCCUCUACAUAGCAGUGGCCCUUGGGGAAUAUUCAUCCUGCAAACGUAUCUUGGUAGACUCAAAGUUCCUGGUUGGACUGGGUGGUAUUCUGGUCGUUGGAUGCUCUGUCCUGGCUUCAAUGGGCUUCUAUGCCUGGAUUGGGGUCCCAUCCUCACUGGUCAUUCUACAGGUGGUGCCCUUCCUUGUACUUGCUGUGGGAGCUGACAACAUCUUCAUUUUUGUACUGGAGUAUCAGAGAGAUAUGCGCAGACCAGGAGAGAAGAGGGAGGAACAUAUCGGGAGAGUACUUGGAAACGUGGCUCCCAGCAUGCUGCUUUGCAGUUUGUCUGAAUCUGUUUGCUUCUUUCUGGGUGCUUUGAGCACUAUGCCUGCAGUGAAGUCAUUUGCCCUGUAUGCAGCAUUAGCUGUGCUCAUGGACUUCAUUCUACAGAUGACUGCCUUUGUGGCUCUGCUCUCUCUUGAUGCCCAGAGACAGGAUGCAAACCGUUGUGAGAUAGCUUGCUGUGUUACUGUGAAAACCCCACACCCAUCCAAACCUAACCAGGGCUUCUUGCUCCCUUUAAUGAAAAAAUACUAUGCGCCUGCACUGCUUAACCCUGUCAUCAGGAUAAUAGUGAUGGUGGUGUUCCUUGCAAUGUUCUUUGCCUCUAUUUUCCUCUUGUUCCAUGUGAAAGUGGGUUUGGAUCAGGAACUGGCUAUGCCAUCUGACUCCUACAUGUUGGACUACUUCGCAUACCUUUAUAAGUAUUUUGAGGUUGGUGUGCCCACAUAUUUUAUCACGACCAAAGGGUUCAACUUCAACAGCUUGGAGGGCAUAAACGCAGUGUGUUCUAGUGUGGGGUGUGACCAGUUCUCUCUUACCCAGAAGAUCAGAUACGCCACUGAGUAUCCUGAACGAUCUUACAUGGCUAUCCCAGCAGCCUCCUGGGUGGAUGACUUCGUUGACUGGCUGAACCCUGGAUCCAAAUGUUGUCGUCUCUAUACCACUGGCCCAAACACAGGACAAUUUUGUGCCGCAAAUGAGAGUGCCAUUAUGUGUACAAAGAAGUGUAUGCGUACACCCCAAAAUGGAGUUCUGCGGCCAAAUGUUGAGGAGUUUAACAGGUUCCUGCCAGACUUCCUCAGCAACAGACCUGACCUGCAGUGUCCAAAAGGUGGCUUGGGAGCUUAUGACAAAGCAGUGGUUAGGGACAAAAACACUGGAGAAAUAAUAGCUACUCGGUACAUGGCCUACCACACUCCUCUGGUUAACUCUCAGGAAUUCACUGGAGCCUUGGAAAAGGCAAGAGAACUGGCCCACAACAUCACGCUGACCAUGAGGAAAAUCCCUGGCACCUCUCCUGACUUUGAGGUCUUCCCUUAUACUGUGACAUACGUGUAUUAUGAACAGUACCUGACCAUCGUAAAUGAGGGUCUGUUCAACAUUGGCUUGUGUCUGAUGCCCACAUUCGUUGUGUGUUGUAUCCUGCUUGGCAUGGACUUGAAAUCAGGCUUUCUAAACCUGCUCACCAUAGUCAUGAUCACUGUGGACACGGUUGGCGUAAUGACAUUGUGGGGGAUCGACUUCAAUGCCGUGUCACUUAUCAACCUUGUGACGGCUGUUGGCAUAUCAGUGGAGUUUGUAUCUCAUAUAACACGCUCAUUUGCUCUCAGUAUUCAUCCCACAAAGGUAGAAAGAGCAAAGGAGGCCACAGCUAACAUGGGCAGUGCGGUGUUUGCUGGUGUUGCAAUGACCAACCUACCUGGAAUUGUGGUGUUGGCGUUUGCUAAGGCCCAGCUCAUUCAGAUCUUUUUCUUCAGGCUCAAUCUGGUUAUUACUCUGCUAGGCAUGGCACAUGGCCUCAUAUUUCUACCUGUGCUGCUAAGUUUCUUCGGGCCAGGUGUGAACAAGGCAGUUCUGCUGCAGAUGCAAGAAAAGAAGGCAAAGGUUAUGGAACUCCACAGCAAAGCCACAUAUGACAACAUUAUCUUUGAAAACAAUGAAAAUUCCCACAACAUCGAGCCCAUAUCUUCAUCAAAGAGUGACAUUAACCCCAACAACAACAGCCAAGAACAGCCUGAAAUGGAAAUUUACAUUUUUUAGCCCAAGACAUCUCAUGAACUGCUCUUCUUAUUUUCAUUGACUUAGAAGUCCUAUGAAGAAUACAUAGAAUUCUUCCUCUGAAUAAAGGGACCGUCUGCCAUUAUUUGCACUAAAGCAGUUGAGCAUCUGGGGGAAAAACAACCAACAGAGAAAUGGGAAAAUAAUACAUAUACAGUCAUAAAGCACUGUCCAUCGCCUUCUGAAGAACUCUGUGUUCACAGACAACACUCAGCAUACCACUUAAGUGUUUUAGAUUGUCGAUCUUUCAUCAUCUUUGCUGGUGAAUAUCUUGCUCAGUUCACACCUAAGACUAAGUUCUAAUCAAGAAAAUGACCAAUGAGGAGUUAAAUUUUACUCUUUUAGAAACAAGAAGUUUAGUUUAGGACUAUAUAACUUUUUUUACUCAAUUGUGUACGUUAAAUGUCUUAUUUAAUUUUGUUGUUGUUUACAUUUAAAAUUGUCAUUUUCGUGUGAUGUUAAUUGCUCAGAAUAGGAACACUGUAUGCUUUGAAAGGAGGAAAACAACUCUAGUAACACUCCAGUAUAAAGAGCAUAAUGUCUGCUCUUGUAUUAUAAGGAUUACUGUAAUGAUAUUAAAUGCACUGUGUGUAUUUGUACAUUCUG